Messenger RNA from Xenopus laevis (African clawed frog), 998 nucleotides. Its product is annotated as kelch-like protein 38. The record is from RefSeq and is a predicted model, not a curated record. Bases 272 to 538 code for a protein of 88 amino acids. NCBI's taxonomy places the organism in Eukaryota, Metazoa, Chordata, Amphibia, Anura, Pipidae. The transcript has 4 exons.
AGACAUUAGCCUCUACGCAUGUGCCCUGGAGUUGUUUUCAAAGCUUUAACAAGCAGUUGGCUCUACAGUAAACAGUGGCAGAAACAUGAACUCGGGAGCCCAUCACUAGCAUCACAGAGUUGGUGUGACCCAAGAUCCGGGUUAUAUCUGGGCACAUUGGCCUUUAGAGCAGCACCGGGUGAAUGAAACCCCAAACGAACACGUUGCUCAAGUGAGAAGACCAACCAGAACAGCCUGUUCUUCACCGGCUGUGGCGGCCGAUGACCAAAGAAUGUAUCUUUUUGGAGGAGAAGAUGUGACGCAGAAUCCUGUACGGCUUAUACAGAAAAUUGUGGUUCCGAAUGAAAACCAGAAUGGUCAAAAAUGUUUGUGCAACUGCAAUGGUGAUGGAGACAAGAUUAUUAUUGUCAGAGCCUACACCAAGAGGAUCAUUGCUUAUAAAGCAGAACAAGUCUAUGAAAUGUGCAGACAUGAAGAAUGCACCAUGGUGCCACAGUCCUACAGAAUAAGCUCUAUGUUACAGGGGGUCGAUGUCUGACCGCGGAUAAUACCAUUGAAGAUUCGGAUUCAUUUGAGUUCUAUGACCUGGACACAGAUACAUGGACAUCACAAGGGAAGCUACCCCACAGGCUGUUUGACCAUGGGUGCCUAACACUGCACUGUGUCCCAUCUCAUUUACAUUAGACAAAAGAGUUCUAAGCUUCCAGUCGCAUGACCAGAGCCCCCUACCAAAAAAUCUUCUGAGGGGCCUGGCAUACUCCAAUCCUAGGGUUGCCACCUUUACUCAAAAAGAUUACCGGCCAUUGGGGGGCGGGCACAAAAAAGGGGUGGUCCGUGACGUAAAAGGGGUGGAGCUACGCAAUGUGCCACAAAAGGGGCGGAGCAAUAUCGCAGAGAUGUCCACCGCGCUGGAAGGUAAGUUCUUUGCAAAUUGGGGGCAGGCCAGAGGCUUUUUUUUUUUAAAGGGUAUUACAAAUUACCGGCAACUGCAUUGCCGG